CUUACGGCGAAAUUUCAUGCAAAAGUCUACACCUCGCCACUCUUCACACCGCCAUCUCCGAACUCCUCUUGGUUUGAGUCUUUCUCACUUAAAGAUCCCUCACCACUCUCCUCCUUUCUUUCAUCUCUCUCUUUCUUUUCUCUCUUUCUCAGAAAAAAAAAAAAACACACACACACACACACUCAUUUCUUGUGCCAUAUUAAGACCACCAAAUGCACAAAUCAUCACAUUUUUGAGAUCAAGAGAGAAUAACUCUUAAAUGGUGGAAGGAGACGGAACAAAAUAUAUGGGUUCAUCCGGGAAAAGCCAGGCUAUUAGGCCUAGAAAAAGGCUAUCUUUUGUAACGUAUCCGAUUCAAUAUGUGCUGGAGGAGCAGAGGUUGGUAUGCCUUUUGAUCGGGAUUGGCAUUGCAUCUCUCAUUUUCACUGCCGUUCCUGCUUUGACAUCAUCAUCAUCAUCAUCUACCCCGAAUCACCAUGGAUGGAUUCCAGAUUCUUUAAUGGAGUCAACUCAUCAUGUCCCUCGAAGAAUUGCUCUUGAGCUGAGCGAUUAUGACCGUGAUCAAUCGUCCAAUGGAGUUGCAAGGUUACCGGUGGGGUUGAAGAACAAAAGGCUGAGAGUUUUGGUAACGGGCGGGGCGGGGUUCGUCGGGAGUCACCUUGUGGACCGUCUGAUGGAGCGCGGGGAUAGCGUGAUCGUGGUUGAUAAUUUCUUCACCGGUCGGAAAGACAAUUUAGUGCACCAUUUCUCCAACCCAAGGUUCGAGCUGAUUCGGCAUGAUGUGGUCGAGCCGAUCAUGUUGGAAGUGGACCAGAUCUACCAUCUCGCCUGCCCGGCCUCACCCGUCCAUUACAAGUACAACCCCGUUAAGACCAUCAAGACAAAUGUAAUGGGGACAUUGAACAUGCUUGGAUUGGCGAAGAGGAUUAAUGCUAGAUUUUUGCUAACGAGCACCAGUGAGGUGUAUGGUGACCCUUUGGAGCAUCCACAGGUCGAGACCUAUUGGGGAAAUGUCAACCCCAUUGGCGUUCGCAGUUGUUAUGAUGAGGGAAAGCGUACAGCUGAGACCUUGACUAUGGAUUAUCACAGGGGCCUAAAUAUUGAGGUGAGAAUUGCUAGGAUCUUUAACACUUAUGGACCACGUAUGUGCAUCGAUGAUGGCCGUGUGGUUAGCAAUUUUGUUGCUCAGGCUUUAAGAAAGGAGCCAUUGACUGUUUAUGGGGAUGGGAAGCAAACUAGGAGUUUCCAAUACGUUUCUGAUCUGGUUGAAGGUUUGAUGAGGUUGAUGGAAGGAGACCACGUAGGACCUUUCAAUCUUGGAAACCCUGGUGAAUUCACCAUGCUUGAACUUGCCAAGGUGGUGCAAGACACAAUUGAUCCAAAUGCAAAGAUAGAGUUCAGAGAAAACACUGCGGAUGAUCCUCAUAAGAGAAAGCCGGAUAUUUCAAAGGCCAAGAAACUCCUUGGAUGGGAACCGAAAGUGUCCCUUCGCGAGGGACUUCCUCUCAUGGUCUCUGACUUCCGGAGACGCAUUUUUGGUGACGAAAAAGACACCCAAGGCAGUCAAAAGCUUGCAGAAUAGCUUCUAACACGAGGUUAUCGCCGCCUUGGAUAUAUAAGUGAAAGUUGAUAGGAGAAACCAUGGAAACAAAUUAAAUAGAGUAAAAAUAAGGGAAGAAUAUGAGAUAGAACAAAAGGUCAUAGCUUGAUUCUAUUAUUUCCUUCAAGAAUAAUGGUGUCCUAGAUAAGGAAGCUAAGAAAAGUUUUACAUUAGUGCUAGUGGUAACAAUUCAAUUUGUAUCUGUAUACAAUCCAAUUGCUACCUUUAGUUAAUCUAAUGCUUGUUUGA
Messenger RNA from Coffea eugenioides, 1849 nucleotides. Its product is annotated as UDP-glucuronic acid decarboxylase 2-like. Gene Ontology annotation, molecular function: UDP-glucuronate decarboxylase activity; NAD+ binding. Bases 260 to 1582 code for a protein of 440 amino acids. The record is from RefSeq and is a predicted model, not a curated record. Lineage: Eukaryota; Viridiplantae; Streptophyta; Magnoliopsida; Gentianales; Rubiaceae. Gene Ontology annotation, biological process: D-xylose metabolic process. The transcript has 8 exons. Gene Ontology annotation, cellular component: cytoplasm.